AUGUUCAGCCAGGGCGGUACCAGUUUGUCGGCUCAUCAGGGACAGGGCAAUAAGCGACAGCGCACAGCAGCCAUGUAUUAUCGCAAACGGGCCGUGACAGCUUGCCAAUCUUGCAGACUGAGGAAGACUAAGUGCGACAAUGUUCGCCCAGUCUGUGGGUUCUGCUCUAGGAGCGGUGCUCAGUGUGUCUAUCCUGGCUCUGGGCCUGAUAGUGAUUACUCAAGUUACGACCCUGCGAGUUUGACCAUCCUGGAUCGACUUAACCAUGUUGUGUCUCUUCUCGAGUCUCGACCUCUAGCAGUACUAGUAAAUGAUUCAGGGUCCUACGACUCGCCGCAUGGAGCAUCUAAUUUAUCAGCAGGGCAUGCUAGUAUCACGCAGCCAUUGCGUGUUGCUCCAAUACACGCAUCGAGAGACUUGACUACUCUUGUUCCCGAAGAUGACGUACUUCAGGCCCUCGACCGCCCCGACUUUCCUUCAGAAUCUAACAACUGUGAGAGCAUCAUGCGGUGGCCUAUAUUUCAAGGCCUAGUGCCUGAAGUCCACUCCUUCGUUCUGGAGCUAGAUGAGGACAUAGAAGCAAGGUCUAGUGAUGCCCGGGGCGUCUCGGCUGGGAGAGGUGUUCAAGAGGAGGAUUUCAUUCCUCUCUCAAAACGGUUUCUUGCAUACGUGCAUGUGAAGAAUCCAAUUCUGGAUGUCAAGGAUUAUAAGAAGAAGGUCAGAGAAGCAGCUGAGAAUGGACCAAGAUGGGAUGGCGCGUCUUGUCUCGUUUUAAUAUCUUGCGCCAUAGCAUGUUUGUCGGUGCCAUUUCAUACGGAGGCAGAUGUUGACGGCUCUCCUGCCUCUACUCGCUCAUCGACAACCACGUUUGUGGACCCGGAUACCGCUGCAUCAUACUACCUGGCAGCAAAGAAAAGGCUAGGACUACUCCAGCCAUCACUCUUAUAUAUACAGUGCUUGUUCCUCUGUGGUAUAUACGAGAUGUACUGCCUUCACCCACUGCAAGCUUGGUUUCACUUCAAUCGGGCGUGCGUCGAUUUGCGAAACGUUCUGUGGACUCGCAGUCAGAAGAAGUCGAGCCAGGCAACCACACAGGAAACUCGCCGACUUGAACAGAGACUGUAUUGGUCUUGUGUCAAAACGGAAUAUGAAUUACGGUACGAAAUACCGUUGCCACCAAGCGGUAUCGCGCAGUGCGACUAUCCAGACAUGUUCCCUUCUCCACCAACAGAACUGACCUCUCCGUCGGCCUAUGAUCGGAGUGACAACUUUGACGAAGAUAUUGUUCCUGAAGAAGAGAAGAGCUGGUUCUACUACUUGGCAGAAAUCUCUUACAGGAGAAUGAUAAACCAAGCCAUGGCUGUGAUGGCCCGCAACGGAGAGCAAGGUUGGAGUGAUAAUAUCUCUGAAGCUAUGGAGCACUGCAGAGAGUUCAACGGACAGAUAGAUCUAUGGUAUUCACAUAUUCCCCCUCAGAUUGAUCCCAAGAACGCAGUCCACGCCAACAAUGAAUUGGCACAAUUUUUGAAGAACCGUGAACUAUCCUGUCGAGAAUGGAUUCACCGCCCAUUUCUCUUCUACAUACUUCACCAAUCACCAGAAGAUGAGUACUACUGUCGAGCUGUUCCACUUGCACAAAGGUGUCUGGAGUUACCACAAUCCGAGGCUGAUCGAGGCCAGCUUUACAAAUACCGGGCACUCGAGUCUCCACUCCAUAUUAGGCUAAUUCAUCUACUGCCUGGCAAUCCUGACGAAGAUAUUCGACUUCGAAUCUCACAUGAACUUUUGAGGAAACCAGAGCAACCCAGGUCACAGCGCCUAUCCUGGAAACAACUGCAAAGAACGCUGCCUUCGGGAUGGGAAGUCGUUGAAACCGUCGAAGGCAGAUUCGUCUUCAUGGGCGAGUCGGACGACGCAUCAAGUGAGGAAUCUGAGGAAAGUGAUGAAAGCAACGAGAGUGAUGAAGGAAGUGGGAAGAUUCAUACUUGGCAGCACCCAGACCCAACCAUAGACCCAGCACUGUACGAGCUCCCACCUCUAAAUCCCGCACAACCCGCCUUCGAAGCUCUAUCUUAUGUCUGGGGCCGGCAACGUGACUCUGUGGUAGCUACCAUCGAAGGAGAGACAGGUGAGUGCCUGGGAAACAUCAAGCUUGGGAAGAAUCUAGCUAGGGCACUCAGACACUUGAGAGACCAAGAUAAGGAGCGCGUGCUGUGGGUGGAUGCUAUCUGCAUCAACCAAAGCGACGAUGUCGAACGGGCCACUCAAGUUCUUCGGAUGUCAAGUAUCUAUCAGGACUGCAGUCGAGUUAUCAUCUGGAUCGGCCCUGAAAAGCACGACAUAAGGCUGCUCUUAUCUGAGCUGGCUCAUAUUGGAGCGCAGAUUGAGAAGACAACAAACGGUUUGAUAAUGUCAUCACCGGACACAACCGAUUUCGAUUGGUGGCAGAGCGCUGUACCAGUUUCCUUUUCCGACGAGGUGUGGUCAGCUAUGAAAAAGCUCGGUGAUCGAUCCUGGUUCCACCGUCUUUGGACCGUUCAGGAGGCUAUCAUGGCGAAUCGCGAUUCCAUAGUCCAGAGUGGCGACGCCAUUAUAUCAUGGUCUUUAUUCCGUCGUGCAGUUGCAUGCCUUCUGCAUAAAAACGAAAUGCCCAUGGCCCGAAUUUCUAUCAGUGUCAUGAGAAGCGUAGCGAAAAACCCGAUUGGAGCAACACUGGAACAUACUCUGGACGCAUAUCAAGGCCGGCUGUGUUCAGACUCUCACGACAAGAUAUAUGGAUUACUGGCUAUUCUUCCUCCGAGGUUUGCGGGUCAGAUCAAGCCAGACUAUGAGCAGCCUGUUGGCGAGCUAUACAAGUCCUGCUUUUUGGCUAGUACCAAGGCUCUUAACCGCUGGGAGCUGCGUGGCCGACCCCGAGACCCGGAUGAGGAUACUGCCCCCUCUUGGGUUCCUGAUCUUUCUGAGGCAGAUCCGUAUGGCCGGAGAGUAUCACACCACUAUGCCUCGGGUUGUUCUGCUUUACACUAUGAAUACCAAGCGCCCAACUUACUAAAGGUAGUUGGCAUACGAUUCGACACUGUGAAGUCUGUUUCUGAACAGACCUUUGAUCAUUGGGACGAUGGUGAGACAGCAAUUGGCUGUAUACGAUCCUGGGAACCUGAAUGUUCUCUCACAGACCCGUAUCCUGGUGGGGGCACCUAUUUGGAUGCUUUUGCGGUUACUUUUAUCCAAGACGGAAGAAUUGAACGACGUCCUGCCGAAGGAUUUUCCCUUGAUCAUGUCAAGGGAAGGUUCAAAAAUGAAUUUCUCUCGACAGCUACGACACCGGUGUCAAAGCUAACUCGCGGAGACAUGAUGGAAUACGUCAUCUGGACACGUUCUAAAGGUAGAGCAAUGGUCACAACUGAGAAAGGUAGUAUUGGGUUAGCCUGUACUUUCGCAAAGCCAGAUAACACCUGGAAGUUUCUGAGUGACUGCUUCGUAUGGGAUCUAGAAGCUACACAAGGCCUGCUAGGCCCACUUCCGUCCCCAUGGCAAGCCCAGCUAUUCUAUGAUCCCGUUGCCGAACAACGGUCUUACGCCCGCUAUCAUAACCCCGAAACAGGAGAGUUUACAGCAGAAGAUCCAAGGCUGGAACCUCUGGUAGGAUGGCAGCGCGUUUCAGUGGAGGAGUUAGGGCGAGACCUUACGGGCGAUGACCCGGAAGUGUAUGAUUUCUUCCGGAAUAUGGAUGAUGGUAGAAUCGUGGACUCUGAUCCAAGAGCAUCAGCGCUCUUCUAUGAUGGCUAA
Molecule: messenger RNA, 3789 nt
Organism: Fusarium tjaetaba
Lineage: Eukaryota; Fungi; Ascomycota; Sordariomycetes; Hypocreales; Nectriaceae
Product: heterokaryon incompatibility protein
Exons: 8
Coding region: 1-3789 (1262 amino acids)
Biological process (GO): DNA-templated transcription; regulation of DNA-templated transcription
Molecular function (GO): DNA-binding transcription factor activity, RNA polymerase II-specific; zinc ion binding; DNA binding
Source: RefSeq, a predicted model, not a curated record